Messenger RNA from Linum trigynum, 1941 nucleotides. The record is from the annotation of a GenBank genome assembly. NCBI's taxonomy places the organism in Eukaryota, Viridiplantae, Streptophyta, Magnoliopsida, Malpighiales, Linaceae.
AUGCAUAAAGAUGAGAAGGUUAAAGAGAACCCUAACAUUUCCUAUCAAUCCCUUAAAGCUAACUUUCCGUCUUGGUUGAAGCAACAUGUUACCAAAUUGUGUUUGGCUGGUUCCCUUAAAGCGCGAGACCAUUUACAUGUAUUAGGGUUAGGGGCAGACACACGCGUCACUAGGUACAACGACAUCCUCUUUAAUGGUGUUCGUUACCAAGUUUUUGACCCAAAACAAACCCAUAGGACUCAGAACAGCGGUUUAUUUGUGGAAGGGGCUCAUAAUGGAGAGAAUAUUGACUUCUACGGUGUGCUAGUUGACAUAUAUCAACUGACCUACUGCUAUGGUAAUCGGGUUUUUGUGUUCAAAUGCGAUUGGUGGAAUGUAGGAGAUGGCAGACAUGGGAUACGCUCAGAUAGGUUCAUUACUAGUGUUAAUAUGGGUAGAAAAUGGUAUCAAAAUGAGCCUUAUAUAUUGGCUGGUCAAGCGAAUCAGGUAUUUUAUAUACCUGAUAUAAAGAUUGGUGGUGCUUGGCAUAUUGUUAUCAAGGUUACUCCCCGACACGUGUAUGAUGUUCCUGAGAAGGAGGAAGGGGAAAUCAAUGAUCCUGUGUAUGCAAGUGAGGCGUUUCAGCAAGAAGAGAGUGGUGUUGGCAAUGUGAUUCAAGUGCAGGACACGGAGUUGGAUGACCUGAAUCGUGCAAACGAGGCUCCCACAAUGGUCAGUGAGAGCGUUAUUAAAAAAAGGGUUGUUGUACUCGACACAGAGGAUACAAUGGAGGACAAAGAGGAUGACACAUUAGCUGAUUUUGAUGAUGUUUUGGAGGGAGCAGCAGCUAAUAACCCUUUGGACGAAAUCGACAGUGACGAUGAAUAUGACAAGUCACCGAGGGGUAAAGGGAGGUCUAAGAGGGGUGAAGGGGUGUCUCCGAGGGGUGGAGGGAGAUCUCCGAGGGGUGAAGGGGUGUCUCCGAGGGGUGAAGUGGUCUCUCUGAGGGGUGAAGAUCGGGUGUCUCCGAGGGUUCCAAGGAGGACUACUGAACCUAUAGAGGAGAUUGACGAGAAUGCAGAUAAUACUGCCACAUCCAUGCCUAAACAACCGGAAAAGACAGGUGGCCGAAAGAGGGGGCUGACCAAAGAAGUUGGUGUCGUUGCUCGUAUGAUGGCUCCCAUAAGGAAGUACUAUUGGACUGAGUUGACUGAUGAAGACAAACACCCUAUGUUUGUGAAACUAGAGAGCGAGUUUGCAUUUGCCUCAACUAAGGAAGAGGUGAGGAAGGCUUUAGAUAAGAAAAUCCACAAACGCUUCUUGAACUACAAGUACACCUGUCAUAAACACUACAAGGAACAGGAAGACCCGACCAAUGCUCGUCUGAACCCUCCAGAAGGAGUGAAACAGGAAGACUGGGAGGCCCUCUGUGAGCACUUUGAGAGUGAUCGAUUCAAGGGGCGGAGCACAAAUAACAUACAAAACAAGGCUAAGCAGCAGUAUGCUCACACUACUGGGCCAAAAUCCCAUGACCAGAGAGUGUAUGAAAUGGAGCAAAAUAAGCUGGCUGCACAAGCAGCUCAAACGGAGCAGGUAGAUGACCAGGAUGCUGAGGAUGAUGAUGCGGUGCUCGUUGACAUUGAGUUGUAUGCCAACACACACAAGAAGGAAACUGAUGGUACUUGGGUGAGUGAGGAACCGAAAGCGAAUUAUGAGGCGAUGCUGGCCCUCCAUGCCCAAGCAAAGGCAGAUGGGAAUCCGCUGCUGGGUCGUGACAUCGUUCAGAAGGUCUUGCGGAGGAAGCUCAAGUAUGGACCUAAAGAAGCAGUGAGGAAGUCGGCAAUAGAAGUUCAGCUGGAAGCUGAAUUGGCAGCAGCAAAGGCAGAGGCGGAAAGUAAGACCAAGGAGUUGGAGGCCAAGCUGGUAGAGCAGGAUGAGAAGAUUAAAGCUCGGGAUGAGUAG